CAUUCGACGGCAAAGUGUCUGACGUUUCUGUUAUGUCAGUUGAAAAACUAAAAAUACAAGCAUGUAAAAAUACCUGAGUGAUUUUGAAAUGAAUCUUAUCAACGAUUGAACGUGUCAGUGUUUAACAAUGUGUUAAAAAAUUUCAUCCUCAUAAUUUAAAAAUAAGUAAAUUUUUAAAAAUAGUACCAGCGUUAAUAAAUUAGAUUUUCAAAAAUGUCUAUGAAGAAAGAAUCUCCAUGGGAUGUAGAAUUGCAUCUUUCAGCGGCUCGUGGUGAUGCAAAACGUCUGCAAGUCCUUUUAGACUCGGGACGUGUUCAUGUCGACUGCAAAGACAAGGACGGGACAACCCCACUUAUAUUAGCGGCUGCUGGGGGCCAUAUUGAGUCUGUUACUGAGCUAUUACAACAAGGGGCGGAUCCAAAUGCCAAAAGACUGACUGGAACAACUUCUCUAUUUUUCGCAGCUCAAGGCGGUUUUGUAGACAUUGUUACACUUCUCAUUGAGCAUGGUGCCAUCAUAGACUCUUGCAGUAUUGAUGGUGGGACACCACUUUUUGUUGCUUGUCAAUGUGGUCAUUUGGAAGUCGUAGUAGAAUUAAUUGAAAAGGGUGCUAAUGUAAAUGCUCAUAUGAAGGAUGGUGCCACAGCAUUAUUUAUAGCCGCACAAAAUGGUCAUAUUCGAAUACUAGAAAUUUUAUUAUCACAAGGAGCUAAAACAGAUGCAGCGAGAACUGAUGGCGCAACUCCACUCUGGAUAGCCGCUCAAAUGGGGCAUGAUCAUGUGGUCAGAAGACUCUUGAAGGCCGGAGUCAAGGUCGAUGCUACCAGACAUGACGGUGCUACUCCGCUCUUCAAAGCCGCUCACAAAGGUCACACUGCAGUGAUUGGCGAAUUACUAAAAUAUCGACCAUCUCUUGAUAUUCUUCCAAAUGGGGAAAGUGCAUUGCACGCAGCAGCCUUGGCUGGACAUAUGACCGUCACGAGACAAUUAGUUGGAGCCGGUGCUGAUCCUCUACUUGUUAAUCAGGAGGGUAUUACCCCUCUUCAACUUGCCAUUAGACACUCGCAAACCCAAGUUGUUAAUUAUCUCAAGGAUAAAAUUAGAACGCGCACUGCAUCACGUUAAUUAUUUUAAUUAUUAUCUAAUGUUAGUCUUUAUUUUUAAAACGCUGAAAUAAUUUCAUGUGAAAUUUAUCUCUAAAUUAUAAAUUAUUUAAUUAUUAUUUUGAACAUUGAUUAUAAUCGAAAUUUUUUUUUGAAUCUAGGAAACGGAUCAGUAUUUUUUAAAAUUAUUUUCUAUUUUAAUAAAGUAUAAUACUAAAUAUAAAUAUAUAAAAAAAAUAUAUAAAAUAUUUUUACACUAAAAUAAAUAAUUGCCUUUAAUUGAAAGGUAAAUUAAUGGCCGGGUGUUGCAUUAUUAUUGUAUACGAAUAUAUGUUAUAUAUAUUUAAUAUUGAUAACUAUUUAAAUAAUUAGACAAGUUUAUUUAUAAAUAAAAUAGUUAUUUUGAAUAGCUAAUUCGGCAGUAAUCCAAAUAAAUCUAGUUAAUUGUUAUUAAUUGAUCUAAUAAUUAAUUUAAAAUUAUGGUGUAUAGUCAAUUGGUCCCAACAAUUUUAUACCACGACAAGUGACCCUUAAAAAUUGAUCUCCCCGACAAUUAUUGGUCGUCAAUUGAUUUUUAUCAACAACCCGGGUCAAAAAAAUAACUUGAUUUUGAUUUUUUUUGACUCACAUUUGACUCAGUAAACGUGAUUUUUGCUACACUUACUUUUUUUUAACUAAUGUGGCUUUUUUAACUUAAGGACUUAAGUCAAAUUAAAGUCAUGUUGACUUGAAUUUAACAAAUGAGUUACAUGUAAGUCAACUCAGACAAAUUCAAGUCGUUUGACUUGGAUUUGACUUAAAAAUGUAAAUUAACUGAGUCAAAUUAUAGUCACGUUGUCUUAGAUUUGAUUCCAAUGACAAAUUUAAGUCAACUGAGUCAAAUUAAAGUGACGUUCACUUGUACUUGACUUAAAUGACUUGAAUUUAACUUAAAUUUGAGUCAAAUUAAAGUCAAGUUUUAUUUGAAUUUAACUUAUCUUUAAGUCAUUUAAGUCAACUGAGUCAAAUUAAAUUUUUGUUGACUUGAAUUUAACUCAAAUGAUUUGAUCUUAAGUCAACUCAGUCAAGUUUGACUUGAAUUUAACUUAACUUUACGUCAUUUAAAUCAACUGAGUCAAAUUGAAGUAUCGUUGACUUGAAUUUGACUUGAAAAUGUAAGUCAACUCAGUCAAAUUGUAAUCACGUUGCCUUGGAUUUGACUCUAAUGGGAAUUUAAGUCAACUGGGUCACAUUAAAGUGUCGUUGACUUGUAUUUGACUGAAAUGACUUGAAUUCAACUUAAAUUUAAGUCAAAUCUGAGAUAACGUGACUUUAGUUUGAUUUGGUUGGCGUAAAUUGGUACUAAGUACGACAACAGUCAAAAGCAAUUCAAAACCAAGUGAGUUUUCGUAAUUUAAAAGAUAUUUUUUUUUUCAUUUUAUUAAAAAAAUAGUACCUAAACUUGACUGGCUUUUGUCUUCCUAGACUUGUUUUAUUUUCAAUUUUUAAAAUUACGCAAAAAUCAAGUCAUUUUUUUGACCCGGGAGCUAAUUAACAUAAUUCAACUUUUUAUAUUUAUGACAGUGAACUUUAAUUACUCAUGUCACAGUAAUUACUUAAUAAUUAAUUAUUUAAUGAAAUUGUCUAUGGGAUCAAUUGCCAUGUGAUCAUUUGUCGGGGAUCAGUUGUCUAGAACCUAAAAUUAUUAAUUAAUUAGUUUGUUUCUUAUUUUAUUACCGUCCAAAGUUAAAUAAAUAUUUUGUCAGUCUUAAUUAAUAAUUAAUGUAAAUUAAAAGACUGACGGAUUUGCCUUGAUAUGUAUUUAAAAUAAUAACAGUGCAAUCUAAUUAAAAAUAAUUUAAAUUAAUGUAGAGUUUAAAUUAAAUUUCAAAGAAGGAUAGCGUAAUUUAAAAUAAUUUUAUUUAAUUAUUAUUAUUUAUAUACAUAUAUUUAUGUAUUUAAAAAUAACAUAU
Microplitis demolitor is the source of this 3055-nucleotide messenger RNA. RefSeq names its product ankyrin repeat domain-containing protein 29. The coding region runs from base 214 to 1125 and encodes 303 amino acids. Lineage: Eukaryota; Metazoa; Arthropoda; Insecta; Hymenoptera; Braconidae. The transcript is spliced from 9 exons. Gene Ontology annotation, molecular function: protein binding. The record is from RefSeq and is a predicted model, not a curated record.